AUGUGCCUAAGGCAGCUUCUGCAGUCCUCCCAGCUCCAGCGGGCUUGGAGGGCGGCCUUCCUGAAACAUGUCCAGGGCAGGCACCCGGGAGCCCGGAGAUGGACGCAUUCUGGAGGUGGCCCCUACAGAGCAGUGAUUUUUGACAUGGGCGGAGUUCUGCUUCCUUCUCCAGGGAGCGUGGCCACAGAAUGGGAGGUACAGAAUCAUAUCCCUUCUGGAACUAUAGUGAAGGCCUUGAUCUCAGGUGGCGAAAAUGGGCCCUGGAUGAAAUUUAUGAGAGCAGAGAUAACAACAGAAGAUUUCUUACAAGAAUUUGGGAGACUUUGCUCUGAAAUUUCAGAGACCUCCGUGCCCGUGGACUCCUUUUUCUCUCUGCUGACCAGUGACCGAGUGGCGAAGCAGUUCCCAGUGAUGACUGAGGCCAUAACUCAGAUUCGGGCUAAAGGGCUUCAGACUGCAGUCUUGAGCAAUAAUUUUUAUCUUCCCAAUGGGAAGAGCUUUUUGCCCUUGGACCGGAAACAGUUUGAUGUGGUCGUGGAAUCCUGCCUGGAAGGUGUCUGCAAGCCAGACCCCAGGAUAUACAAACUGUGCUUGGAGAGGCUUGGCCGGCAGCCUUCUGAGUCCAUCUUUCUUGAUGAUCUUGGACCAAAUCUAAAAGCAGCUGCCAGCCUUGGUAUUCACACCAUUAAGGUUGAUGACCCGGAGACUGCAGUAAAGGAAUUGGAAACUCUUUUGGGAUUUCCAUUGAGAAUGGCUGUUCCAAACACUCGCCCUGUGAGAAAGACAAUGGAAAUUCCCAAAGACGCUUUGGAGAAGUACCUCAAAGACUUACUGGGGACCCAACCCACAGGCCCAUUGGAACUCCUUCAGUUUGAUCACGGGCAGUCAAAUCCCACCUACUACGUCAAGCUGGCUAACCAUCAGCUGGUUCUGAGGAAGAAACCCCCCGGGACGCUCCUUCCAUCCGCGCAUGCAGUAGAGAGGGAGUUCAGGAUAAUGAAAGCCCUUGCAAAUGCUGGAGUCCCUGUCCCCAAAGUUCUUGACCUUUGUGAAGACUCAAGUAUCGUUGGUACCCCUUUCUAUCUGAUGGAAUACUGCCCAGGCCUCAUCUACAAAGACCCCUCUCUACCAGGCUUGGAGCCCAGCCAGAGGCGGGCCAUCUACACUGCCAUGAAUAGAGUCUUGUGCAAGAUUCACAGUGUGGACCUCAAGGCUGCAGGCCUGGAAGACUAUGGGAAACACGGGGACUAUAUUGCACGUCAGGUGCAAAUAUGGAUCAAGCAGUAUCGAGCUUCAGAAACCAGCACCAUUCCAGCAAUGGAGAGGCUCAUCGAGUGGCUGCCCCUCCACCUUCCCAGGCAGCAGCGGACCACAGUGGUGCACGGGGACUUCAGACUGGACAACCUGCUGUUCCAUCCGGAAACUGCCGAGGUGGUUGCUGUCCUGGACUGGGAGCUUUCUACCUUAGGCGACCCCCUUGCCGAUGUGGCCUACAACUGCCUGGCUCACUACCUGCCAUCUGGUUUUCCCAUUCAGCCAGGGUUGAGUGGCUGUGAUUUGACUGAGCUGGGAAUCCCUACUGCAGAGGACUAUUUCAGGAUGUACUGUCUUCACAUGGGGAUCCCUCCUGCUGAGAACUGGCACUUCUACGUGGCUUUCUCCUUCUUCCGCAUCGCUGCAAUCCUGCAGGGAGUCUACAAGCGCUCACUCACAGGGCAAGCAAGCUCGGCAACUGCGAAACAAACUGGGAAGCUGACAGAAUUUAUGUCUAACCUGGCAUGGGAUUUCGCAAUCAAAGAGGGGUUCCGGGUUUUUAAGGAAAUGCCAGCCACCAAACCAUUAACGAGGUCCCACCACACAUGGUCCCUGCUGAGGACCCCAGGCACGAGGAGUUAUGUCACCUCCACAGACUCUUCUCCAGCUCAUGCCUCAAAGGAAGCUCUGAUCUUCUCUCCAGAAGGCCUUUCCCCCCGAGUCAGGGAGCUAUAUCAGCGCCUGAAGGAGUUUAUGGAACGACAUGUAUACCCUGCUGAGCCGGAGCUACAGCGUCACCAGUCCUCGGCCGAGAGGUGGACCCCCUCCCAGCUGGUCGAAGAUCUCAAGGAGAAGGCCAAGGCUGAAGGACUUUGGAACCUUUUUCUACCCCUGGAGACUGAUCCCGAGAAGAAAUAUGGAGCAGGGCUGACCAACAUGGAGUACGCACAUUUGUGUGAGGUCAUGGGCACAUCUCUGUAUGCUCCCGAGAUUUUUAACUGUUCUGCUCCAGACACGGGGAACAUGGAGCUUCUGGUUCGAUACGGCACUGAGGAACAGAAGGCCCGCUGGUUGAUUCCGUUGCUAGAGGGAAAGGCUCGCUCCUGUUUCGCUAUGACUGAGCCCCAGGUCGCCUCCUCCGAUGCCACCAAUAUCGAGUCUUCCAUCCGAGAGGAAGAUGGCUUCUAUGUCAUCAAUGGUCACAAGUGGUGGAUCACAGGUAUCCUGGAUCCUCGCUGCCAGCUCUGCGUGUUUAUGGGAAAAACAGACCCACAUGCCCCACGCCACCAGCAGCAGUCCAUGCUCUUGGUUCCCAUGGAUACCCCAGGGAUAAAAAUCAUCCGGCCUCUGACGGUGUAUGGGCUGGAGGACGCACCAGGUGGCCACGGUGAAGUCCUGUUCGAGCAGGUGCGCGUGCCCAAAGAGAACAUCAUCCUGGGCCCCGGCCGGGGCUUUGAGAUCGCCCAGGGCCGACUGGGCCCCGGCAGGAUCCAUCACUGCAUGCGGCUGAUUGGCUGCUCGGAGAGGGCGCUGGCGCUCAUGAAGGCCCGAGUGAAGUCCCGUGUGGCCUUUGGGAAGCCCCUGGUAGAGCAGGGCACGGUCCUGGCAGACAUUGCCCUUUCCCGCGUGGAGAUCGAGCAGGCCCGGCUGCUGGUGCUGAAAGCUGCCCACGUCAUGGAUGUGGCGGGAAAUAAGGCUGCAGCGCUGGAUAUUGCCAUGAUUAAAAUGGUGGCCCCAUCCAUGGCUUCCCGAGUGAUUGACCGUGCUAUUCAGGCCUUCGGAGCAGCAGGGCUGAGCAGCGACCACCCUCUGGCUCAGUUCUUCACUGGAGCCCGAGCCCUGCGCUUUGCUGAUGGCCCUGAUGAGGUGCACCGAGCAGCAGUGGCCAAGAUGGAGCUGAAGCACCGCAGUUAG
Molecule: messenger RNA, 3168 nt
Organism: Rangifer tarandus platyrhynchus (Svalbard reindeer)
Lineage: Eukaryota; Metazoa; Chordata; Mammalia; Artiodactyla; Cervidae
Source: the annotation of a GenBank genome assembly